AAUGCAGAGAGUAAACAAAACUAAAUGGAAAGGAUUUCAAGUUGAAUUUCUUAUGCAUGCAAAUUCGCGAAAAUUGUUCAAAAGCGAAAUCCUGAAAGGAAUAUGAAAAAGUCGAAAGUAGAUCCGAUAGGAAUUUUCAAGCAGGUUCAGUUUUUCUUGUAAGAAAACACUGAAUUUUUUUCUUAUUAGCAAAAUAUAUCAAAUAUUCGUUACCGUUAAUUAAAAAAUAAACAGUGGAGGAAGCGAAAUCGUAUAUUAGUGUUUUCUCGUUAUAAAUUUAGCAGUUUAGCAACACAACUAUCGAAAUGAAUAAUCUGGAUCACGUAAAAAAUUUUUAUCCUGAAAAUUAUAAAUUGGAUCUGUCGGAAACAAUGAAGGCAGCGCUAUCAAAGGGUCCAGGUGGUGUUGGAGUUGGCGUUGGAGUAGGUGGUCUGGGUGGUGGGGGCGGCGGAGCAGGCAGUGCUGGUAGUAGUGGUGGUGGACAUGGCAUGGGUGCGGCUGUAUCUCAUGGUGAAAUACAAACUGGCGGCAGUACCGGUAUUCCAGGUGUUGGAUACGUAACGGAAAAGCUGUAUAUGCUCUUACAGCUAUACUUGCAAAACAAGGGAUGGAAUCCAAGUGCCGAAUUGUUACAAUGUUUUACGGAUCUCAAAGAUAAUGCUAUGUUACCCAGUGCUGCCUAUCUACAAGUUCUGGCCAAUCGCUUGACUUUGGACGCACAAGGCCGUUUAAUAUUGCGUGAGAACGGCAAAAUUGUCCUACCAUUUGAACAUUUUGCCAACGCUGUAAUGCUUAAGCAUAUGUCUGGUCCACAUGGAUUACAUUUGAGUGUUGAAGCGACGGUGCGUGCAGUGAUUGAAUCUUACACAAUUGGACGCGAAAAUUUCGGUAUGGAAAAGGAAUUCAUCAUAGAAGUUGUACAGUCUUGUCCCAGUCCUGCUUGCCGUUAUUAUAAAAAUCAUCUUGGUAUGUCACCAUUGCCAUUCAUGGACCAGCAAUUUCCGGGUGUGAAUCACGCAGAUUUUCUACAACAUUUGCCACACUUGCCCCCACCACCACCACAUUCCAUGGUUCCUGGAUCAACAAAUAGUGGUGUCUCAUCUGCAGGCUCUUCAUCCUCCGGUGGGGGCAGUAGCAGUAUUGCUAGUUCUUCUGUUGGUGGUUCCGUUAGUGCAGGCGGAGAAGUUGACUUAACAAAAAGCUCAACAGCAUCACACUCAUCGACAGGGAAAGUGCCAGUCGUACCGAGUCAACUUCAAAUGCUCACAAAGCAGCAGCAAAACAGUAUACAAUCUCAAUUAUCGCAACUUAGUGCAGCUGCUGCAGCAGCAGCUCACCAUCAACAGCAACAACAACAAGCAGCUGCUGCUGCGGCUGCUGCUGCCGCCGCUAAGCAACAACAACAAGCACAAGCGGCCGCUGUAGCGCAGCAACAACAGCAACAGCAAUUGACGGCCGCACUGCUACAGCAACAACAAAGUCGGGCGUUAGCUCAACAAAGUUUGGAAAAAUUCAAUAACUUGAGCGCUUUGGAGAAGCAACGCGUGCUACAACAAUUAGACCCCAAACAUUUCGAUCCAAUGGCAGUAGCUGCAGCUGCGGCCAAUCUACAAAUGCAGGGCAUUAAUGAUUUUCGGGUUGCUGCCAUUGCCGCUGCAGCUGCACAGGCAGCUGGCGGUUCUCCUAUGUUGCCAUCAGCUUCCACUGCUGCAUGUGGUGGUGCACCGAUUACUAGCAGCAGUGCCCUAAACAGCGGUAAUAGCGGUAUGACCGGAAGUGGAAAUAACAGUCAUAACGCUACCGGAAUUGGAAAUUUAAGCGGAACUUCCGUUUUGCCAUCAACGAUUAGUGGCAUGAACAACAGUGCUGGCAGCAAUAGCAGCGGCAGUAGUGCGGGACACAAUCCCGUUAACAACUCAAGUACCAACAACAUCAUUGGUGUAAGCGGGAGUAUUGGCAGCAAUAAUGCUCAUCAUAGCCACCAAUUGCCGCCGCCAUCGCAAUCGCCUAGUGCCCACUCCAGUCACUCGUCGUCAUCAUCGUCAUCGCACUCCACUGAGCAAAUUGUUCAGAAAAAUGUAGAACUAUUGCGCUCCAAUUUGGAAUCUAUUGAAUCGAAUAAGGACUUGCUGGCAUUACAUAAUGGCGCCUGGACUGUGCCAGAUAAUAAUCGCGACCCUUUACCAGUGGGCCAGGAUAAAAUAGUUCGUAUUUUUACCGAGCUCAUGAGAAAUAUGGCGCGCAUGAAGACCUAUAUACGUCCGUCUAUGUGCAAACCAUAUGGCAAGCAAAGUGAGAGCUUACAAAAAACACUUUUGGAUACAAUUCAAAUUGUACAAACCUUACGCAAUUGCUUGCCAGCGCCACACAUCCCGGUGUCAUCGUGGAAAAGCGAAAGUGAGGGCAACACUGGUUUAAUAACUACAAAUAACGGGUCGGUAGGUAAUACCGGUAACAACAUAAUGGGUGGCGUUGGCGCUGGUUUAAUGGUGGCUAACAGAGUGGAAAAUUUGACCAACUGAACGUAAGCAAAACAUUUCGUUUUCUCAUUUUAUAUUUUCGUUUAAACAUUUUAAGGUCUUUUGUGUUUUGCUCUACACCUUUUAUGAGAGAAAGGUUGCCCAAAAAAAUUAAUUUUGAGAUUAUUAUGUACAAAAUUCAACGCUAAUCUUCAGCGAGAUCUACUCUUAGAAAUUUUUGUUUGUUAUUUCAGAAAUUCAUAAAUCGUGAUUUUAGUAAUUUUAUUAAGUGUUCAGUUCCUUUUUGUUUAAACUACAAUGUUUUGUGUGUUUUUAAACUAUUUUACAAAUAUUAAUUAAAACUCGCAAGCCAAGAACAAGACUGAAACAUAAAGAGACUUGGUACUAAUAGCAUAGAAAGGAAUAUGGUUGGUGUAGAGAUUGUUUCAUUAGUAUUAUCAUAUCUCAACUCAAGCUUUGUAGAAGCGUUUAAAAGUUUUAAAAGAAAAGGCAUUUCAAAAUCGUUCCGACAUUAAUUCACAGUAGUUUUAGCCAAAAACUCUUAACACUCUUUAAUGCUUAUGCUAUAUAGAUGUUAGAUUAAGUGCACAAUUGAUUUAGCAUAUGCUGUCUUUCUUUAGUUAUGUAAGUGUAAAAUCGAAUUCUAUAAAAAUGAAAAUAACGCACUAUUCGCAUAUUUAUUAAGUAAUAAUAAAAACAAAAAAUAAUAAUUAAACCUAUCUUAUUAAUCAAUGUGUUGUAGUGUCAAACGCAGAUAAUAUUUUAAACUAAAAAAUGCGCAAAGGUUUUUAAAAUCGUCAAGUAGGCACAUGUGCAAUUUCAACAUAAAUGUUGAUAAAAGUAGAUUUAAUCGAAAUACAUACCCACUAACAUACAUACAUAUAUACUAACAAAUAAGAUGUUAAAUAAUUCACUUCCACAUAGUAUAAACGGCUUGCAAUAAUUAAUCAAAAAUAUAUAACGAAUUGGUGCCAUGCAGUGCACAAUAUGUAUUAAUUAAAAUCUAUUAUAGCGUUGUGAAGUAAACAUUUUAGUUUUUCUCUUCAAAAUAUAUUAGUAAGUGCCAUGUUUUGAAAUUUAAAGCAGACUUUUUUUAUUAAUACAAGUAUGUGUAUUCUAAAAUAUUUUAAAUGUUCCUUUUAUUAAUUGAUUAUGUUAAUUAACGUAUCAUUUAAUAAGCGUAUACUAAUUUAUGAUUUUUUAUUUGUUUCAAAUGUGUUAUGAACUAAAAACAAAUUGCCAGUACGUAUAAUUAUUUUUUUUUGUUUCGUAUAAAUUCAAUGGUAAAUAAAUCGAAAAUUUUUGGCGAAAACUGUGAUACACGAAAUUCUAUUUUUUAUAUUUUCUCUUAUUACUAACAUACAGACCAGCUGUGUAUAUAAAUGUUAUUUAUAAUAUAAACAAAUUACUUUUGUAAUUUUUUUGUAAUAUUACUUCUAAAAAUAUUUAUUUUGUAAGCGCAACAAAUGUCACAAACACAUUAAAUGCAUCAUAUCAUCAUUAAAGUUUCGUUAACCGUAAGUUAUACAGUUAUUAUGCAAAUAUUUUUUUUACUUUAUUUAUUUAUAAUAAUCUGCAGUAAAAAAGUUAAAAAAAUAAAAUAAAUUUUAAUGCUACAAUUUUAAUACAUAAACUAUUCCUAUACUCCGACAUUCAUAGUUUAAACGAGCAAAGCGCACUUUCAUUUAAUUUUUUAUUUGUUUUUUUGCUUUUAAAUUAAAAUCUAGUGUUAGUUCAGCCGCAUAUUUCUUAUUAGGUACCUAAAAACAAAAUAUUUGACAUAAAAUUAUG
Messenger RNA from Zeugodacus cucurbitae (melon fly), 4271 nucleotides. RefSeq lists its product as hypothetical. The transcript is spliced from 6 exons. NCBI's taxonomy places the organism in Eukaryota, Metazoa, Arthropoda, Insecta, Diptera, Tephritidae. The coding region runs from base 306 to 2522 and encodes 738 amino acids. The record is from RefSeq and is a predicted model, not a curated record.